Molecule: messenger RNA, 1012 nt
Organism: Eutrema salsugineum
Lineage: Eukaryota; Viridiplantae; Streptophyta; Magnoliopsida; Brassicales; Brassicaceae
Product: accelerated cell death 11
Exons: 4
Coding region: 107-727 (206 amino acids)
Biological process (GO): ceramide transport; intermembrane lipid transfer
Cellular component (GO): cytosol; cytoplasm; membrane
Molecular function (GO): ceramide 1-phosphate binding; ceramide 1-phosphate transfer activity
Source: RefSeq, a predicted model, not a curated record
UCUCGCAGCAAAGUAGAUUCCGCGGCAAAUCAGAUACCAAUCGAAAGAUCACCGAAGAAAACUGAAAUCACGAGAUCGGAGAGAGAGAGAGAAAGAGAGAUCUUCAAUGGCGGAUUCGGACGCCGAGAGGCCGCUGAGAAAAAUCUCGACCGCUUUCAAGGAACUAGCGGCCACCGUGAAUUCGCCGAGUCCAGAAGUGCCUGUGGCGCAAUUCUCUCACGCUUGCUCUCUAGUAUCGCCUCUCUUUGGUUGCCUCGGUAUAGCCUUCAAGUUCGCAGAGAUGGAUUAUGUUGCCAAGGUUAAUGAUCUUGCGAGGGCGUCGAGUUCAGUGUCGACAUUACUGGUAAUGGUGGAUAAAGAUAUUGAGGCAAACUGUGUAAGGAAAGCUGGUAGUCAUACAAGAAACCUCUUGAGGGUAAAGCGUGGUCUUGACAUGGUUAGGGUUCUCUUUGAACAGAUAAUAGCUUCUGAAGGUGAUAACUCCUUAAAGGAUCCAGCAUCUAAAUCUUAUGCUCAAGUGUUUGCUCCCCACCAUGGAUGGGCUAUACGGAAAGCUGUUUCUGUAGGGAUGUACGCUCUUCCCACAAGGGCUCACCUACUUAAGAUGCUCAAUGAGGAUGAGGCAGCGGCUAAGAUAGAGAUGCAAAGCUAUGUAAAUGCAUCGGCACCAGUAAUCACGUAUCUUGAUAAUCUAUUUCUCUCCAAGCAACUUGGUAUUGAUUGGUGAAGAACCUGAAUGAAGACUUUAUAAGAAUCUAUUUUUCUCAUACUAAAAUAACUUAUGUUCUCAUCAAGCCAUGUACUGUCAUAACAACAGCUAGAAGCCAGAUGAACGAAUUUGAUUCGGUCCUUAUCUUGGUCUGUGCGUGCAUUUGUCUAAUGUGGCAGUAACACACUUCUCAUGUGUUCUGUUCAUGUAAUGACAAUGUGCAGGUCCGUAUCAAACUAUGUAAGCAUAAAGAAAAGUUUACUUUUUGAGUGGGUGAAUAACAACAAGACGACACUUGGCUAA